Molecule: messenger RNA, 2280 nt
Organism: Ceutorhynchus assimilis (cabbage seed weevil)
Lineage: Eukaryota; Metazoa; Arthropoda; Insecta; Coleoptera; Curculionidae
Source: the annotation of a GenBank genome assembly
AUGUACGCUCAGCUUUGCAAAAGACUGAGCGAAGAAGCGCCAAAUUUUGAACAAGGCGACGGUAGCAUCAACACCUUCCGCAUCCUCCUGCUGAACAAGUGCAAAGUCGAGUUCGAGAAUCGGGCGGCCGCCGUAGCGCGCAACAGCAAUGGCAUCGCCGAGGGCGGCUCUUAUCUCGACAGAGAAGAGCUGGAGGAGCGGCGUCAAACGGCCAAACGCAAGAUGCUGGGCAACAUUAAGUUCAUCGGAGAGCUCGGCAAAUUGGAGAUACUAUCCGAGAGCAUAUUGCAUAGGUGCAUCAAAGAAUUGUUGGUGCGACGCGGCGACGACCCCUCCGAAGACCUGGAGUGCCUCUGCCAAAUCAUGCGCACGUGCGGUCGCAUCCUCGAUACGGAAAAAGGAAACAACCUCAUGGACCAGUACUUCAAUCGGAUGCGCACGCUGGCAGAAAAUAUGGAUCUGCAGCCCCGGAUAAGGUUCAUGCUGAAAGACAUAAUCGAUUUGAGAAACGACAAAUGGAUGCCGAGAAAGGCCACUGUGGUCGAGGGGCCGGUUCCGAUGGCCCAGAUAAGACCGGCCGAAAACGACAGGUCCGGGUUCAGGAGAGACAGGAACCAUCAGCACGGCGACAGAGACUCUGACCGCAACCAUACCGAUAUGUUGUUUAGGCACCCGAUGAGAACCAGAGGCGGUUUUGAUGAUAUGCUUUCGGGAUUGAAUUUGACAUCGCCGGCGCCGCUUAUACCGGUAGGACCUCCUUUUGGUGGACCUAACGGUUUUGGAGGACGUGAUGGCAGAGACGCCCCCUUUAGAAACGACAGAAGAACUAAUCAGGGCUUCAACAAUGGCAAUUAUGAGGGCAGCAGGCGUGGACAUUACAAACACAACCAGAACAAUUCAGGGUCCAAUUUCAAUAAUCAAUCAGGCAAAGAUCUACCGCCACGUUUCAAACGCAACAAUCUCAUCGUGGCGAAAGAGGAGCUGCAAGAAGUCGAGCUGCGUCCCAACUCGAUGCUGUUCCACAAGGCGUCGGUGCGCAAUCACAACGCUGCCAACGCGCAGCCGCAGCGGCCCGCGCAAGUCGAAGUGCCGUCGUUCGGGGGCGGCAAACAGCCGCCCAGCGCCGUCAAGGAACCGUUGCCAAUGAAACAGCUGGCCCAGGACAAGCCCAAGUCUAAGAAAGACAAGGGCCCCAGUAAAGAAGAAGUAUUCAAAAAAUACAACACAUUACUCGACGAAUAUUGGAAAGGAGAAGUAGAUCUAAAACAAGCAAUCAAUUCCUACAAAGAACACAAAGUACCAGAAAAAUUUGUCAAAGAAGUAAUCCUAUCAGGCCUCUCAUUGGCCUUGGACAAAUCGGACGUCGAGCAAGAAAAACUAAUCAAACUCGUCGGAAAUCUGAAAGAAGACGGCGCAGUCUCGGGCGGCGCAGUCCAAGAAGCCUUCAAAUCUUUGUGUCACGUUUUGGAGCAACGCGAAGCCGAAGCGGAAAAAGUCAUCACGGCUGCUUCCGGUUUAUUGGCGGCCGCGGUUUGCGAACAUUUAGCUCCGCUGUCGGAUAUCGCGAUGCUGACCGACAACGGAGCCCACUAUCCGUUGUUCUUAUUGGUCUUGCAAAGGGUCAAAACGAAGACUGGCAAGUCGGAAUUGAGCGAGAUGUUUAACAAAAGCAAAAUCAAUUUGAUGGCUCAGCUUCCUGAAAGUGACAAGACGAAAGAAAGGCUUUCUGAGAUUUUGGAGGAAAGGGAACUGACAUUUUUGUAUCCUUUGUUGCGUAUCCAGGCUGACAUGGCCAGGCAAUUGGCGGUGGAUCCUAAUCCUCAAACUUUUUACAAGUGGAUCAAGGAGAAUUUGGAAUCGGCCAACUUUAACGAUCCCGGAUUUAUUAACGCCCUGGUCACUGUUUUGAUUAAGUAUAUUACGCAAGAAGCCCAAUUAUCUGCCGGAGACGAAAAAGCAAUGAUUGAAAAAGAACACGCCCUAUUGAAACGUUACCAGCCGAUCCUGCACGCAUUCCUGAGAGACAAAUCGUCCCUUCAACUGGUCGCAGUGUACUCGUUGCAAAUGCACUUUUCCGGACAGAGUUUUCCGCGCGGUCAGCUCCUGAGGUGGUUCAUGGCCAUGUACGAGCUGGAGAUUGUCGACGAGGAGGCUUUUCUGAACUGGAAAGAGGACAUUUCCGACGCCUAUCCGGGCAAAGGACAAGCACUAUUUCAGGUCAACCAAUGGCUAACUUGGCUUCAAGAAGCCGAAUCCGAAGAAGAAGAAGGGGACGACUGA